GCUGCUGCUUUUGUUGCUGCCUCUGCUGCCAUGCGCGGGCCCAGCUGAAGGGCGGCCCAGAAGCGCCAUGGCCCUGCGCGGCGGCGGCGGCGGCGGAGGAGGCAGCGUCCCAGCCCCGACGCCCUUCUCCAUCCAAGCCAUCCUCAACAAGAAGGAGGAGCGGGGCUUCGCGCACGGGCGGCUGCAGCUCCCGCCUCCGCCGGCAGGGGGCGCCCUGGCCAGCCCCGACGCCUGCUGCUGGAAGCUCUUCCAGGCCGCCGCCGCUCUCCAGCACCACCAGCCCGCUUUGGGGGCCCCCGCCCCGGCUCCUUGGGACUCCGACUCGGCCUUGAGCGAGGAGCGGGAGGAGGAAGAGGACGACGACGAAGAAGAAGAGGAGGACGAGGAGGAAGAGGAGGAGGAGGAGGGAGAAGACGAGGGAGUCCUCCUCCCCGAAGGCCCCGCCAAGGACCACUCGGAGCAGCCUGACCCAUCCUCAGCAGACCGCAGCCGCCUGGAGGACCCCAACGAGGAAGAGGAGGAGAUCUCUGCGUGUCCUCGCCACCCGCGCGGCUGCGUGGACGGACUGUGCAGCCAGGCGCUCCCAGGGAGGGAGGCAGAGGAGCCUGCGGCGGAGAGGGCCACUCCGAGAGCGCCUUCCUCGUCCUCCUCGUCUUCCUCCUCCUCGUCUUCCUCCUCUCCCAUGGCGGCGGCCCCUCCCGCGGCCCCGAAGGCGAGGAAGAAGCGCUCUCGGGCGGCCUUCUCGCACGCGCAGGUCUUCGAGCUGGAGCGGCGCUUCAACCACCAGCGCUACCUCUCGGGGCCGGAGCGGGCCGACCUCGCCGCCUCGCUCAAGCUGACCGAGACCCAGGUCAAGAUCUGGUUCCAGAACCGGCGCUACAAGACCAAGCGGCGCCAGCUGGCCGCGGACCUCCUGGCCUCCGCGCCCGCCGCCAAGAAGGUGGCCGUCAAGGUCCUCGUCCGCGACGACCAGCGCCAGUACCACCCGGGGGAGGUGCUCCGGCCCCCGCCGCCCCCGCCGCCCCCGCCGCUACUCCACCUCCCGCCGCCCUACUACUACCCCUACUACUGCCUGCCCGGCUGGGCCCUCUCCGCCUGCGCCGCCGCCGCCGCCGGGGCCUCCCAGUGACUGACCCCCAAAACAAAAGGAAGGGCGCCCCUCUUGCGCCUUGGGACACUUUCUCAGAGACGAUCCAGGCCUCCUCCUUUCCCGCAAGACCCCCGACUUCCCCCCUCCCCGGAAUUCCGCCCCACAUACAAGGCUUCUCCCCCCCCCCCCUUCCCUCGGGAGCCUUGCCAGGUCCAGCACUUUGCGGUUGUAUGGAAAUUGUUAUUGUGACGACGAUAAUUAUUGUUAUUAUUAUUUUUAUAGUCAAUGUGAAUAUCUUAUUCAGGCCUCUAUUGGGGUGGGU
This is a messenger RNA of Anolis sagrei ordinatus, 1412 nucleotides long. RefSeq names its product NK3 homeobox 2 (gene NKX3-2). Gene Ontology annotation, molecular function: RNA polymerase II cis-regulatory region sequence-specific DNA binding; DNA-binding transcription factor activity, RNA polymerase II-specific. Gene Ontology annotation, biological process: regulation of transcription by RNA polymerase II; cell differentiation. Gene Ontology annotation, cellular component: nucleus. The record is from RefSeq and is a predicted model, not a curated record. NCBI's taxonomy places the organism in Eukaryota, Metazoa, Chordata, Lepidosauria, Squamata, Anolidae.